This is a messenger RNA of Guyanagaster necrorhizus, 624 nucleotides long. RefSeq lists its product as uncharacterized. The transcript is spliced from 2 exons. NCBI's taxonomy places the organism in Eukaryota, Fungi, Basidiomycota, Agaricomycetes, Agaricales, Physalacriaceae. The record is from RefSeq and is a predicted model, not a curated record. Bases 154 to 471 code for a protein of 105 amino acids.
AGCCGUUAUGUUGCCAUUGUGAUGGGUGUACAGGCAUCGAGAUCGUCUUUUUGAUGAAAAGUGGAUAUAUCUGUGCUGGUAUGCGAUGAGAUACUAAACUUCUUUAAAUACAAACACCUCUUUUCUCUCGAUUUCGCGCCUCUUGGACCGUCCAUGGCUUCAGCGCCAUCCAUAAGAUCAUUGCUUGGCUUUCUAGUCAUAUUUUCGCAAUGCAUCACUUUGCCAUCUCAUCACCUGUUGUCAAGUCUACAAGUGAACUACAUUUCAAGAAUACAAUCAGCCCGCUCGAUGACAUUGUUCAUGAGGUUAGAGGCAUUGUUUAACCAUGCUAUAUGGGAGAAAGGCCGCAUGUCACAUCCUGACGUCUUUUUAUGCGGGCUGACUACUCAAAUCCUGAGUUGUCGAGCUUAUUUACUCCACGGGUUUCCAUAUGACGUCAUCGCCCGAACACUAAGCAUCAUAUCGAUCUAAUUUUGCACUACACGCGACUAACUAUCAAUCACGGCUCUUCGUUGUCUCUUUCACAUGCCCGUCCUGACGGGUAUACCAAUACGUGUCCUGAGAGUGAAAGUACUCGUGGGUGUGCAUGUACAGGUGUACUCCUGCCCGCCUGUUCCCCCUUCU